Molecule: messenger RNA, 3254 nt
Organism: Dicentrarchus labrax (European seabass)
Lineage: Eukaryota; Metazoa; Chordata; Actinopteri; Moronidae
Gene: snx18a
Product: sorting nexin 18a
Exons: 3
Coding region: 247-2028 (593 amino acids)
Biological process (GO): plasma membrane tubulation; protein transport; endocytosis
Cellular component (GO): cytoplasmic vesicle; plasma membrane
Molecular function (GO): phosphatidylinositol binding; protein binding
Source: RefSeq, a predicted model, not a curated record
GGGCGACGUGCGGUCGCUGCGCAGCGCGUGAAGGCAGAAGCGUCCGACUGGGCUCGGAGGGAGACUGGAGGAGCUCACAUUAGUGUUGUUGUAGCGGAAAAUAUACCUUCGCUCCAGUUUCUCACCCUGCAACCUCUGGAUUUAAACAGAAAAAAACAACAACAACAAAACACCGCAGUUUCCUCUCAGGGUUUGACCGUGAAGGAGGACCGCUUCAGGCUGGGAUAUAAAAAGCUGUGGUGAAUCAUGGCGCUCCGAGCCAGGGCGCUGUACGACUUCAACUCUGAAAACCCCGGGGAGGUGUCGGUGAGGGAGAACGAAAUCCUAACUUUGUACAGCGAACAGGACAUUGACGGCUGGUUUGAGGGGGCGAACAGCAAAGGGGAGAGGGGACUGUUCCCCGCGUCCUACGUGGAGAUCCUGAGGAACGACGCCGCCUCCACGUUCAACAACAACAGCUGCAGCACAUCUGGGGACACUUACCCGGACUCCCGAUACGCCAACAUCCCAUCCGGAGGUUUUGACGGCUCCUAUAAGCCUCCGAAUAAAGUUGAGAACUUUUCCAAAGCGUCUUCGCCCCCUUUCACCACUUUCUCAGCCCCAACGCAACCGCAGCAACAUCCACAGCAGCCGCAGACUUAUCAGCAGCCCAGCCCGGGGAGCGAUGAUGACUGGGAUGAUGACUGGGAUGACAGCUCUACUGUUGCAGAUGAGCCAGGGACUGUGGGAGGAAGGUAUCAUGACUUUGAAGGCAACGGGCCAUCCACUUACAGAGUGUCAACAUCCUCCAUGGCAAGAGGCAAUGCACAGCAAGCAAAGAGCUCUGCCACAGUCAGCAGAAACCUGAACAGGUUCUCCACCUUCGUGAAGUCAGGAGGAGAGGCGUUUGUGCUCGGGGAGGCGUCAGGCUUUGUGAAGGACGGGGAUAAGAUCUGCGUGGUGAUGGGUCAGUAUGGUCCAGAGUGGCAGGAGAACCCGUACCCCUUCGCUUGUACGAUCGACGACCCCACUAAGCAGACGAAGUUCAAGGGCAUGAAAAGCUACAUCUCCUAUAAGCUGACCCCCACCCACACGCAGAACCAGGUGAACAGGAGGUAUAAGCACUUUGACUGGCUUUAUGCUCGGCUGGUGGAGAAAUUCCCUGUCAUCUCAGUGCCACACAUCCCAGAGAAGCAGGCCACCGGGCGCUUUGAGGAGGACUUCAUCUCCAAGAGGAGGAAAGGCCUCAUCUGGUGGAUGAACCACAUGACCAGCCACCCUGUCCUGGCCAGGUGUGAUGUUUUCCAGCACUUCCUCUCCUGCAACAGCACAGACGAGAAGGCCUGGAAGCAGGGUAAGAGGAAGGCUGAGAAGGACGAGAUGGUCGGGGCCAACUUUUUCCUCACGAUCAGCACUCCUGCAGCUCCGCUUGAUUUCCAGGAGGUCGAGAGCAAAAUAGACGGAUUCAAGACUUUCACCAAAAGGAUGGAUGACAGCACCUUGCAGCUCAACGCCACUGUCAAUGAGUUCGCCCGCAAGCAGAUCAGUGGCUUUAAGAAGGAGUAUCAGAAAGUCGGGCUGUCAUUCAAGGUCCUCAGCCAAGCCUUUGAAAUUGACCAGCAGGCAUACUCUACUGGACUCAACCAGGCUAUCUCCUUCACUGGGGACGCGUAUGAAUCCAUCGGAGACUAUUUUGCUGAGCAGCCCAGCAAGGAUCUUGAUCCAAUCAUGGACUUGUUAGGUCUUUACCAAGGACACCUGGCAAACUACCCAGACAUCAUCCAUGUCCAGAAAGGAGCCCUGACGAAGGUGAAAGAGAGCCAUAAGCAUGUGGAGGAGGGCAAGAUGGACCGGGCACAGGCAGAAGGCAUCAACGAGCGCUGCAACAUCAUCUCCUGUGCCACGCUGGCCGAGAUCCAGCACUUCCACCAGAUCCGCGUGCGCGACUUCAAGGCCCAGAUGCAGCACUACCUACAGCAGCAGAUCGCCUUCUUCCAAAAAAUCACAGGCAAACUUGAGGAGGCUCUGCAGAAAUACGACAACGCGUAAUAGACGGCUCGACUCAGCCCGUCGUUUUAGACCUUGGUGAUCCAUGACCGUGCACCUCCCUCGGCCCAGCCAGUGGAGUUUUGGCAAACAACAGCCAGUAUCAAAUGCUGCUGAACGCUGUUCAUCCAGCAGGGAGGGACGUUCAAGGAGAUUGCACUCUAGUGAAAAUGACAUUUCUACCAAAUCUGGGUUUCUGUGUGUGUUGGCCAAUUUUUUUUUUUCGGGGGGUGACCAGAUGUCCUUGUUUAAGAGAGGACGUGUAAUUUAAUGAAGUUUGGCCAACUUGUAAUACAAACUUUUGCCUUUUGAUUUAAUGAAAAUCAGCGAUAACGAUGGAUGUGGGUGAAUUCAAUCUAAUCAAUGUUAUGACCUGCAGAGAGAGAGAGAGAACCUUGUAUCUGCUGCUGCCUACACACAACAGUGGCAAGAUUUCAUAUAGCAAGUGUUUUUAGCCUUACAACACUGUGUUUAAGUGCAGCAACGCACCAGUGGCUAACACACUGCCUUCUGGAAAACACUCAAGCCCUUCCCUGUUUCUCCCUCCUUGGACAAACAGGACAAAAUGUUUACAGUCUCCUCGCUGAGCAGCCACUGUCCCCACUGUCUCGCUGUGCCUUCUGAUUACAUCUCUCUGGUCAUUUUUGUUACUAGUUACUAAAAAAAAAAGCUUUAUAUACUGUAUAUGUGGAAAUAUAGUCUAUUUGUUUUUACAAUGCUACAAAUUUUGCAGUCUUUGAAAAAAAUAAUUGAUCACUAUGCUUUGAAUGAGGGCAGUGUCUCUUACGGGAGAUAAUAUUGCUUGAUUGUGCCGUUCCCCCGCCGUGGCCACAGGGAUUGAUUUUCAACACGCACAGUGUGGAAAAUCAGGAUCAAGAGAGGAUUACCUGCUUUGACAAUAGGAACCCAUGCCUUACACACGGCGCAGCCAGCACUGGUGCUGAUUUAAGCUUGCAGAAUUUAAGGGACGAGUAUAAUGGACGCUUGCAACGCCGGAUACCUGAAUUUCUACCGUCAGAACGUCGAUUUUCAGGGUUAGUUUUGGGGUAGUGUUCAGAGGCAGGCUGAUAGAGGAUAGAGGGUUCCUCGCCUGUUUUAAUGAUGCAGUCUUUUUAUUAGCACACUUCUAGACAGACUGUACUGCUGUUUCUAACCUUUAUGAUGUUGGUUGCAUCAUGAAGAGAUUAACAUAGAAGCAGAGACACAAAUAAAUUCCUCAUUCACAGAAA